UGCCCAUUUUGACUCAGUCAACGCCACUGUUACACUUCCAAUUUGGUUUGAGUGGGCGAGGUGUUCGGCUUAAGCAAACCCACACCAAGUUUCCGCUGGUUGUUCGAUGAAUUGCCAUUUUGAUUAAGAUCAACCAGAACUAGUACGAAAUUUUGUUUUCUUAAGGUCCAAGCCACAUCUGUUUUUUCAGUUGUUGCGCCAUGUUCAUUUUCAAUCGAACCCCACAAGAGGUUUCUCGCAAGUCUAUCAAUUCAGUGGAGUCGCUUGACUUCUAGUUGAUCACAGCUACAGCAUUACAUGAGAGGCAGAACUCAAGGGACCGAUUGAGUCAGAGUCACUCGCUUGAUCUAAUACUUCUAGAGACGAAGAACAUUACACUUAGCCGUGGAAUAGUGUGCGAUUCAUCUGCAUCUUGGCCCCCAAAAUUUUUCUGGAUUUGUCAAUGAUGAUGGUGCUCUCCAGUAUUUCCUAAUGCACCUCGUAAAAACCUAGGACUCCCAUCACUGUCAAAUUCUCUAUCAGUUACUGUCAAUGUUAUCAACUAGAUGAAUGUUGUCAAUAACAACAGUGAUUCAAAAGUAUAACAUCAUAGCAUCCAUGUCAUACUUCUUCCAAUUCCUUUUCAGGGCAUGGAAUGAUUCGGAAAUGUCUGUUGGCCAUCCUCAAAAAUUUUGUUUCUACUAGAGCUUCCAUCACUGAGAUUGUGCAUUUAACUUUUGUAUUUCUGUUUAAUCGCUCAUCAAUAACUCAAAUUUUCAGACUUUGGCAGCUGCAGGUUCUCUCCACAAUGAAUAGAAGCUAGUGAAAGAAUGCUGACGAGCCUCUAAAUAUUCGGAACAAGGAUAGCUCACGGCUCAGCGAGAAUGCGUCUGACAAAAGAGGCUCUAACCCAAGCAGUCUUCAUCCUUUCAUUAAACAUUUUAUCUGCCAAUUCCGAAACCUUCAAAAACAUUUCUUUCAAUAUCCCUUCUUUUCAAUUGAACGAUCAGAGAAUAACUUUUCAGGGAAAGUCUACCGUACUGAACUCCAGCAUCCAACUCACUCCUGGUGCGAAAAUUCUCGUGGAGAACCCCACAUACAUAGCUGGCCGAGCAAUGUACCAUGAACCCUUGCACCUGUGGGAUAGUUCAACAGGGAACGUGGCAGAUUUUGUCAGCCAUUUUACUUUGGCUAUCGAUUCCAAUGAGAACGACUCCCAUGCUGACGGAUUGGCAUUCUUUCUCGCUUCCAGUGGAUCGCAGAUCCCUGAACACUCAGAAGGAUGCUUUCUAGGCCUCACAUCAAAUCUAAAUUCUACCAACUCUAGUACUGCAUUUGUUGCAGUAGAGUUUGAUACUUUCUAUGACCAUUCGACAAAUAAAUGGGAUCCGCUAUGUGAACAUGUCGGUAUCGAUGUAAACAGCGUGGCUUCUGUCCGUGAAACUUGUGUCUCAUGGAUGGAAUACAACAUACUCCAUGGUCAAGAGCUCCAUGCUCAGGUCACAUACGAUUCUAGAGCAAUGAACUUGAGUGUUGUUUUUGGAGAUAAUGCUGAAAAUUCCGUCAGCCUUCACUAUCAGCCACUUAACCUGACAGAGUACUUGCCGGAAUGGGUGGAUUUUGGUUUCUCAGCAACAACAGGGCAGUUGUUUGAGGCUCAUACUAUUUUCUCAUGGGAAUUCAACUCUAGUCUGCAAAUCCUUGACAAUGUAAACAGUACAACAAAUGAGACUAACGUCGACCCACCUACAGGUGGUAUAACUCGAGGAGAAAAAAGCAAGUCGUGGGUUAGGGGGACUACCAUGGGCUUAAGCUCUUUGGUGUUGCUUAUCCUUGUUGCAGGAUUUGGCUGGUAUGGUUAUAAGCUAAAGAGAAAUAAGAAUGAUCAAACUGGAGAAGAAGAAGACGUUCCGGGGAUUGAUGAAGGAUUUGAACAGUCCAGGGGACCCAAGAAGUACUCCUACAAGGUCUUGGCCAUGGCAACUAACAACUUUGCCAAUACCCGAUUGCUCGGGGAAGGGGGUUUCGGAGGAGUGUAUGAAGGACACCUCUCUGAUGCAAAUUCCCAUGUCGCUAUCAAGAAGAUCUCUCCAGAGUCCAAACAAGGCGUAAAGGAGUAUGCCACUGAAGUGAAGACGAUUAGACAUCUCAGGCAUAAAAAUUUAGUGGAGCUCGUCGGCUGGUGUCAUGAGAGAAAUAAGUUCCUCCUUGUGUAUGAGUUCAUGUCUAACGGUAGCUUAGACUCUCAUUUGUUCAAAGAUAAAGCGCCGCUGACAUGGGAAAAGAGGUACAAUAUCGCUCAAGGCAUUGCCUUAGGGCUGAAAUACUUGCACGAGGAUUUGAAACAAUGCGUUGUGCACAGGGAUAUAAAGUCUAGCAAUAUCCUACUUGAUGCACAAUUCGAGGCUAAAUUGGGGGAUUUUGGCUUGGCUCGGAUAGUCGACCAUGCCAAAGGGUCGCAAACAACUCUAGUGGCUGGGACCACGGGAUAUUUGGCCCCUGAAUGUAUCUAUACAGGCAAGGCAAGCAAGGAAUCUGAUGUCUACAGCUUCGGAGUCGUCGUCUUAGAAAUAGCGUGUGGAAGAAGAGCUAUUGAACCGAGAGCAUCACAAGGCCAAAUCCAACUCGUGGAAUGGGUCUGGGAGCUCUAUGGUAUCCGAAAGCUAUUCGAUGCGGCAGAUCCAAAGUUAGGAGAAAAUUUCGAUGCGAGACAAAUGGAGUGCUUGAUGAUUGUAGGCCUCUGGUGCGCUCAUCCAGACCCUAAGGAACGGCCUCCCAUAAGCAAAGCGAUAGCCUUUUUGAACUUCGAUGCUUCACCACCCAUUCUCCCACCAAAUUUGCCCAUGCCGACAUAUAUUGUGCCUCCAUCUUCGAUGCCCGAAUCGUCGCACGUUACGUCCGCCAGCUUCAGAAGUAGUGAACCACCGAGUGCUUUCAAUUACGAACUGUCCACAUUUACCGGUUCUUCCAAGAAAUCUUGCAGUUCAUCUUCUUCUGCGUUGCUUUCGAAUGCAGAGUAAGUUCACUGUUUUUAUGGGUUCUGUAAUGCGACUUUGGUGUUCUAUGAUUCGUAUGUAUUACAUGUACACAAGCAGACCUUUAGUUUCAAGUUUCUAUUUCCUCUUAUUUUUGGAUUUUCACAUUACGUGUUAGAUUUUGUGCCAGCAUUGUAUGGAUUUUGAUGUGAAAGUGGGUGUAUAUGUGUUAGUGGGACAACACAGCAAAGGGUGAAAAGGAAACAUAUAUGACUUUCAUUGAGAAAGUAUUACAAUGUUGAUGGGUUUCAUACUUGACUGAACAGUCUUGCCUAUUAAUAGACUCAAUCCACGGACCUAUACAUGCAAUUUAUCUCUGCAAUUGUCAGA
Syzygium oleosum is the source of this 3344-nucleotide messenger RNA. RefSeq names its product L-type lectin-domain containing receptor kinase IX.1-like. Gene Ontology annotation, biological process: protein phosphorylation. The transcript has a single exon. The record is from RefSeq and is a predicted model, not a curated record. Gene Ontology annotation, molecular function: ATP binding; protein kinase activity; carbohydrate binding. The coding region runs from base 864 to 2999 and encodes 711 amino acids. NCBI's taxonomy places the organism in Eukaryota, Viridiplantae, Streptophyta, Magnoliopsida, Myrtales, Myrtaceae. Gene Ontology annotation, cellular component: plasma membrane.